This is a messenger RNA of Aspergillus tanneri, 534 nucleotides long. Its product is annotated as pyruvate transporter MPC1. The coding region runs from base 1 to 534 and encodes 177 amino acids. The record is from RefSeq and is a predicted model, not a curated record. Lineage: Eukaryota; Fungi; Ascomycota; Eurotiomycetes; Eurotiales; Aspergillaceae. Gene Ontology annotation, cellular component: mitochondrial inner membrane. The transcript is spliced from 4 exons. Gene Ontology annotation, biological process: pyruvate import into mitochondria.
AUGGCCGCUGCGAUCAAGGCAAUAAAUGCGAAGAUCCGUUCCAACAAGGUCCUGGAUUAUUUCUGCUCAACACGUACGUACACUCUGUGCGCUUCCACUUCCAUAUUCGUUGUCACCGAGAUCGGCUGGCAGCGAGAACUGCAAUGGUACAAAAACAAUGGGCGGAGUCACGGCGGUGCCGUCAAUAAUGAGUCGCUAGGGAAAGACAAAAGGCCCUGGUUGACUUAUUUCUGGGGCCCCGCGUCCAACUUCGGUAUCCCUAUUGCAGCUGUUAUGGACACGCAGAAGGAUCCUGAAAUUAUCUCUGGCCAGAUGACCGGUGCUCUGACCAUUUAUGCCGCGACAUUCAUGCGCUACUCUCUUGCCGUUACACCCAAGAACUACCUCCUUUUCGCCUGUCACACGACAAACUUAGGCGCCCAGCUUACUCAAGGAUACCGUUAUAUGAACUACUGGUACUGGGGAGGUCGUGAUGCUAAGCUCGCUGCUGAGGCCGCGCAAAAAGGCAAGGAGGCCACCGAGGCCACCGCAUAA